AAUGUUCUUAAAGGAAGUGUCUCGAUUGGACAAUGUGGGAGCAUGAUACAAAUCUUUUAGGGUUAGGGAGAUUAUAACUUUAAUUUGUAACGUGAACUUCUUUCGAGUUUCAUCUCUGGCAAUGGGCAGCUCUAGAACACUAUGUUACCCUCUCUGUUCUUUAAUAUUAUUUCAAGCUACGACCCUUGCGUUGGCUUCGGAUGCUAGCACAAUAAAUAAUUUUUCCAACUUCACAGUGAAUGGUCAGUUUUACUGGAUAUCUGUGUCAACGAAAAAUAACUCGGAUGCACAGGCUCAAUGUGACAACCUAGCUUCCCAGUUGGCACUCUUUGAAACAAACCAAGAAUUCACUAGCGUAGUGAAGUAUUUGAUAAGCUCGCUAGGAGGUGAAUCGGGACACAUUUCCGCCACAUGGGUAGACGUGAGAAUAGUUCUUACGUCAUCAGGUUCAUAUGAAUAUUAUUGGGCUAACGAAACUGUUUUUUCUAGUGUUUGGGCGUCGGGUAACCCUGACUGCAUACAAAAUUAUGCAGACACUUGCUGUGCAGCAAUCUUGGACUCAUCUCUUGUAAAUUACCCAUGUGGAGAAUUGGGUUUGUUUUUAUGCAAGCCGGUCAACGAAUGCAAAUCAGAAGAGAACAUUUGCUCUCAUAUCUGCACUGACUACAUCAUGGGCUACCAGUGCUCUUGCUACAACGGGUUUAUGUUGGAAAAACAAAAUGGCACCUGUUUAGACAUUGAUGAAUGCCUUCAACCAGGACAGUGUUCACAGAAUUGCACCAACACUCCAGGAUCUUACAUUUGCAGUUGCUUCAGUGGAUACGCCCCUGACGACAACGGCAUUUGCAUAGACGUUGACGAAUGUGUUCUUGCUGGGAUCUGUCAACAUAAUUGCACUAACUCUGAGGGAUCAUAUUUCUGUUCCUGCAGAUCUGGAUACGCCCUUGAUGCCAACAAUUAUUCUUGCACGGACAUAGACGAAUGCAAGACAAACAAAAGAGUGUGCAAUCAAACUUGCACGAAUACAUUAGGAUCGUACAGCUGCAGCUGCAACGCUGGCUACAUACUGGGCAAAGACUUGACGUCGUGUCUGGAUGUUGACGAGUGCGCCGCAAACGGCAGUCUGUGCAGUCAAAUCUGCAACAACACCAGUGGCUCAUACUACUGCAGCUGCUACCCGGACUAUAUUCUGGCUUCAGACAACAGACGCUGUGUGUAUACAGACGUGUGCAACGCCAGCACAAAGGAGUGUGCAUAUAUGUGCGGUGGAAAUUCCCGCCAAUGUUACUGCUACGCUGGUUGUGAAGCCGCUGGGGUCAACGACACUUAUGUGCAAGUGAGUGAGUGUUCCGUGAGAACUGGACUCUGCGACAACCUGUGCAAGAUCAGCGGCGGAGCAUACGAUUGCAACUGCAGCAGUGGAUACGCCUUCGCUGCAGACAACGAAACCUGUGUGGAUGUUGAUGAAUGUAGCCUAAACACUGACAAAUGUAGCCAAAUUUGUAGAAACACCAAUGGCUCCUACUUUUGUCUCUGCGACAGUGGCUACUACUUGAGCGGAGACAACAUCACAUGUUUCAAACAGGAUGAGUGUAUGAAGACAAAUCUGCGCUGCAGUCAACUUUGCAGCAACAUAAGUGGAUCGUUUGCCUGCACUUGUCGUCCUGGGUACGUCUUGGCUGCAGAUAACGCUACAUGUUUAUAUCUUGACAUCUGCUUGGCGAAUACAUCUAUCUGCGACCAACUUUGUACGACUACUGUCAAUGGAGUUUUCAACUGUAGUUGUUAUGCGGGUUGCUUCGGAGGGAACGAGUCUGAUUCGUACAUGUACAUAGAGCACUGUUCUGAAAUGUCAGGGCUCUGCGAUCAUGCGUGUACAGCAGGCAAUGAAUCUUACAGUUGCUGCAGCUUUGGCUAUUAUCUGGCAGCGGACAACUUUACGUGCCUGGAUAUAGACGAGUGUACUUUAAACAAAACCAUCUGCGGUCAAGUCUGCAACAACAUCAACGGAAGCUACUACUGUAGCUGUAACAAGGGAUUCGCACUUUCAAGGGAUAAUAAAACCUGUGUUGACAUCGACGAAUGCUCGAUCAUCCCGAAAGUAUGCAGUCAAAAUUGUACAAAUGUCAACGGGUCAUAUGUAUGUAGUUGUAACAACGGCUAUCUUCUUGAGAAAGAUAACACAACAUGUCUGGACAUCAAUGAGUGCACGAUGACCUUUAACCCUUGUAAACAUCAGUGCAACAACGUUAACGGCUCGUACUAUUGCAGCUGUAAAGUUGGCUACAUCCUUGAAUCAGACAAAGUCACGUGCCUGGAUCAAAACGAGUGCACUUCGAAUCAAAGCGACUGCGAACAUUUCUGCAACAACACUGAUGGGUCGUACACUUGUUACUGUCGAUCUGGAUACAGUCUAUCCUCAAAUCUACACAACUGCUCUGACAUAGACGAAUGCGCUAGAAACGUGUCCCACUGCUCCCAUAUGUGUAACAAUACCUUGGGCUCCUAUAUAUGCUCAUGUCAGACCGGUUACAGGCUUGCUUCAGAUAAUGCAACGUGUUUGGAUAUUGAUGAAUGUGCGAAUACUACCAACGAUUGCUCUCAAAUAUGUAACAACACCAUGGGUUCGUACGAUUGCCAGUGUCGAGAUGGAUACACCUUGAUCCCAUUGAACAAAACAUGCAAGGAUAUAGACGAGUGUGCAAUGAACAUUUCAAAGUGUGAACAAAUGUGUAAUAAUACUGAAGGAUCCUACACGUGUCGCUGUCGAAGUGGGUAUAAUUUAAGCGCUGACAAUAUCACGUGUCGUGAUGUCGAUGAGUGUGUCACAAAUACUUCAUUGUGUCCCGAUUUAUGCAGUAACGUCAUAGGGUCUUACGUUUGUAGAUGUCCCAGUGGCUACAUCUUAAGCGCCGACCACUCGUCCUGUUUAGAUGUGAACGAAUGCGCAGAAAAUACUUCAAAGUGCGAUCAUCUGUGUAACAAUACAGAAGGCUCGUUUGUCUGCUACUGCCGAGAAGGAUACAGACUUGCGGCGGACAAUAUGACUUGCAACGACGUGGACGAAUGUACUGAGAAUCCAAGCUUUUGCAGCGGCCAGUGCACCAACACAGAAGGUAGCUUCUACUGUCAAUGCCUGGCUGGAUAUGUCCUUAACAACUGGACAUGCGAAGAUGUAGACGAAUGCAGUGUCGCAUCCACUCAUAAUUGCUCGCACUUCUGCAAUAACACCAUCGGUGGUUUCAACUGCAGUUGCUACGAAGGCUAUACUCUUGCGCCAGAUAAGGUCACUUGCAACAUCAAAGAUCCUUGCUUCCAAGUUCCUUCUCCUUGCGGCCAAAAUUGCACUUUUGCAAAUGGCACAUAUAAGUGUUCAUGUAGAGAAGGUUACUACCUUGACCCCACUGACAAGGCCACAUGUCGAGAUAUUGACGAGUGCUUAGGUCAAAACGCAAGCUUUUGCGAACACAAGUGCGUGAACCUUCCUGGAUCAUUCGAAUGCUCUUGUCGCGUGGGGUACGCACUGUCCAUGGACGGACACACUUGUUCCAAAACUGUCACAUACAGCAAGUGCCCCUGCUCGUGCAAGACGGCCAGCAUUGAGCCUUUGACCUCUGCCGAGCAGCUGCAGCAAGUCAUCAAAGACAUCGUAGCCAUCCAGAAAAAUUUAACAGUGGAAAAAACAGGAAUCACCGCUUACAUCCUAACCAAGCAAAGUGCAAAUGACGAUCGAACCUCCACUCGGUCUGUCGGCUUUGUUGGAUUAGUUAUUUUGGUCAUGGUCUUCGUUCUGAUAAUCACACCAGACCUGAUAACGGUGAUGAAUAUUGCUAGGAAUUACUUUAAAGGGGACAGAAAAAAGAGUAUAAAGUAUUAGUUUCGACAUUUGUAUAUACUUUUUAGACUGGACAUAUAUAUAUAAAUAAAUCAUGGAUUCAUUUUCAGCUAUCUUGAAUAUUUAUAUGUUCUAAUGUUAUGUUACAUAAUCAUACCCACAUCAUAUGUACGUAUAAUAUAUAUAUAUGUGUAUAUAUUUAUUCUGUGACAUUUUAAGUAUAAGAUUUAAUGUUAUACUCAUUGCAAAUUCUUGUGUGACUUAAGAAGGCAAUUCUUGAUACCCAGCUGCGGUCACAGGUAGAGCAUCUGUAAUUACCAGGGAUUAUUGCACUUUCACCCUUCUUUCUAAUACUGUUGUGUGUGGCAUCUGCAAUCUGGGACCUUUCUAUUAUGCUCGCUCUCCAUGUGGAUCUAUCCAUUGCCACUUUUUCCCUACUGUUAGUGUCGAUUUUCAAGAGCUUCAUGUCGCGUCAGAAUACCUCAGAAGUUGAUAACAACAGGCUCUCCUGCCUUUUGUUUGAUCACCAUACAGAAAGUCUUGUGGAAGUCGACCUUGUGGUAUUUUGUGAAUGUGACCAAGAGUCAGCCAAAGCGUCUGCUGCCGAUAACAUAGCGAAUGUCCUGGCAUUCAGCUCUUCCUCAUUGGUUAUUUUAUCUUACCGCCUUCUUUUAAAGGUCCGCUUUAGACAUCGGAGAUGGAAGAUAUUUAGCUUUUUUUCUUGCCAUGGGUAGGUUGACCAUGUUUCACUUCCGUAUAGCAGAGUGCUCAUCA
Molecule: messenger RNA, 4609 nt
Organism: Biomphalaria glabrata
Lineage: Eukaryota; Metazoa; Mollusca; Gastropoda; Planorbidae
Product: fibrillin-1-like
Exons: 2
Coding region: 122-3877 (1251 amino acids)
Molecular function (GO): calcium ion binding
Source: RefSeq, a predicted model, not a curated record